Colletotrichum graminicola M1.001 is the source of this 1260-nucleotide messenger RNA. Its product is annotated as GTPase-activating protein gyp10. Gene Ontology annotation, molecular function: GTPase activator activity. Bases 1 to 1260 code for a protein of 419 amino acids. Gene Ontology annotation, biological process: positive regulation of GTPase activity; endoplasmic reticulum to Golgi vesicle-mediated transport. The record is from RefSeq and is a predicted model, not a curated record. Gene Ontology annotation, cellular component: endoplasmic reticulum membrane. Lineage: Eukaryota; Fungi; Ascomycota; Sordariomycetes; Glomerellales; Glomerellaceae. The transcript has 3 exons.
AUGGAGGCAGAUCGAGCCGCUGGCGAGCAGCCUUUCCUCAGCUAUGACUCGGUGACUGAUAUCCAGCUCCAGGGCGAGACGGUCGACCCGAGCCAGCGCAAGACGGAAGAUAUAUUGGAAGCAUGCAAGUGGAGGAAUAUUGAAGCUCUCAAGGGCCUUGCUGGCACCAGAGGCGGUUUCCUUACCGACGCUUUGCGCAGGAAAGCUUGGCCCAUACUCCUAGGUCCUACAGAUAGCGAGAGUUCCGAGGAUACCGUCGCAACAGAGAAAGAGGAGAAGGGUUCUUGGAAGGACCUGCCGCGCCAUAGGGACGAGGAACAAGUGGCGCUUGAUGUCAACCGCGCUUUCAUCUACUACCCGAACCACCAGAACGACACCGAACUCGAAAAGAACAAGAGCGAACUCUCGGACCUCAUCAUCGAAGUUCUACGCCGCUACCCAUACCUCUGCUACUUCCAAGGCUACCACGACAUCUGUCAAGUGUUCAUGCUUGUCCUCGAGCCGCCGUGGCGCGCCCGGCUGGUAUCGCGCCUCUCGGUGCUUCGCAUACGAGAUUUCAUGCUCACGAACCUUGAGCCGACCGUGGCCCAGCUGCGCCUGAUCCCCGAUAUUCUCCAGGCGGCGGACCCGAAUCUCAAGCGCCACCUCGCCGGCACGGAGCCCUUCUACGCCCUCGCGGGGACGCUGACGAUGUAUGCCCAUGACAUCCAGACAUACGGCGAAAUCUCCCGCCUCUUCGACAUCCUCCUCGUCCGCGAGCCCGUCUUUAGCGUCUACAUGUUCGCCCAGAUUGUUCUGAACCGCCGCGACGAGCUCUUCGACAACGACGAGGACGACCCUUCCAUGCUGCAUCUCAUCCUCUCCAAGGUCCCGCAGAAGAUGGACCUCGAGUCGCUCAUCGCCAGCGCCACCGCGCUGUACGAGCGAUAUCCCCCAGAGUCGCUGUCUGCGUGGCGCAGGAUAUCCGAGGCGAGCUCGCUGAAGACGGCGCGCUCCGUCGAGGUCUGUGCCAAACAGACGAUGGACGAAGGGCAUGCAUACUUUCAGAAACAGCUGGCAGAGCUCAAGGCCCUGGAGCGCCGACAGAAACUCAUGAGAAUGCUCUGGAUGUACAGAAAGGGUGCUGCCACAGCAGGACUGGCCAUCGUCGUCGGCCUCGUGGCCGUCUAUCUAGGCCGUCGGAACAGCAGUCCCGUAUCUGCGCUGGUGGAUUUGUACAGCAAAUGGACAAAUGGAACGAACUGGACGCAUAACUUCUAG